Syngnathus typhle (broad-nosed pipefish) is the source of this 4933-nucleotide messenger RNA. Its product is annotated as sodium/potassium/calcium exchanger 1-like. NCBI's taxonomy places the organism in Eukaryota, Metazoa, Chordata, Actinopteri, Syngnathiformes, Syngnathidae. Gene Ontology annotation, biological process: calcium ion transmembrane transport; long-term synaptic depression; long-term synaptic potentiation. The record is from RefSeq and is a predicted model, not a curated record. The transcript has 12 exons. Gene Ontology annotation, cellular component: membrane. Gene Ontology annotation, molecular function: calcium channel activity; calcium, potassium:sodium antiporter activity. The coding region runs from base 337 to 2514 and encodes 725 amino acids.
UGGCCACACCCAACACAUACCACACCCCUUAUUGCAAUGAGCGUGACUACCGUCACGAUAAUUGCCUGCGGUGUCACUGAUAUGAAUGUUGGCUGAUUGAUACAGCCAUAUUUCUGGAUGGGAAGCGUCUCUGAUAGUGGCUCAGGUGGCGUCGAGUGAAGCUCGCUCACGGGAGAAAGAAGCAGGCAGAGCAGCCGACGUGCAGCUCUGCCACAGGUGGAAGUCAAACACUAUAAGAUGAAACUUUUUGGACUACUGCCAUGUGUGUCUUUUGGCCACAUAGAAGCAGUACACUAACCAUGAAGGACUGCAUCUGACACAAUUUGCUGUUUUGACAUGAGGACAAUAAAUGCGGCCCCUCGUCAGAGGAGACUCCGACGCAGUCGUGUCUUCUUCUUCAUCUCAGGUGUGCUCUUGUGUUUCUUCUACACGCUGACACUGAAAGCCAGGCUGUCAAACCUCAGAGUGUCACUCUCCAUCCAUACGCGGGACAUUGUGGAAAAAAAAGGAGGAGAUGAAGCUGUUGAGGAGGUCAGCGUUCCAGAAUUAACAGCACCUAAUGUAACACAGGAACAAGUCCGGUCACCCAAGAGUACCCAAGCAACUGUGGUUAUUGUUAACAGGACAGAUAUUGAGCAGUGCAUCUAUGUGGAACCCCAAACUCCCAAACCUCCACCGCCCACCGUAGCAAGCCCCCCUCACCAACCGCCGACCAGGAAGGGCGAGUACCCGGCGGAUAUCUUCUCGGUGGAACAGCGACGUCAAGGCUGGGUGGUUCUCCAUACCGUUGGGAUGAUUUAUAUGUUUGUGGCCCUCGCUAUCGUUUGCGAUGAAUUUUUUGUCCCUACUCUGGAGGUCAUCACGAACAAGCUGGACAUCUCUGAUGAUGUGGCCGGUGCCACCUUCAUGGCAGCCGGUGGCUCAGCUCCGGAGCUUUUCACUUCCCUGAUUGGCGUUUUUGUCUCCCACAGCAACGUGGGUAUCAGCACAAUCGUAGGCUCGGCGGUCUUCAAUAUCCUCUUCGUGAUAGGCAUGUGUGCCAUCUUCUCUCGGGAGAUGUUGCACCUAACCUGGUGGCCGCUCUUCCGGGACGUGUCCUUUUACAUUUUGGACCUCAUGAUGCUCAUCAUCUUCUUCCUGGAUAACACAAUUCUGUGGUGGGAGAGCACCAUGUUGGUACUGGGCUACUUAAGCUACGUGUGCUGCAUGAAAUUCAACAGCCAGAUUGAGCGCGUGGUAAAGACACAGCUCAACAAACAUGUGAGCAUCGUACAAGCCUGGACCACUGAUGAGCCUGACAAGGAGGGUGAAACGUUGCCGCCUUCUCCUCGUCCCCCUCCACCUACCGCUCCUGCUGCUAUGUCCAUCGACGAGGGUAAAUCUGGAGAACAACCAGAGCCAACUCAGAGCGCUCUAGUGAGCAAACCGACAGAUCUCCAAGGAGACAAAGCCAAACUCAAGGUGCGUCCUGCCCUGCAGCGAGGCGGGAGCUCAGCCUCCCUCCACAACACCUCGUUGAGGAGCACCAUCUUCCAACUGAUGAUCCACACCCUGGACCCUCUGGGGGAAGACUCAACCCUUGGAGGGGCACACAUACCCCCUGGCGCGAGAAGAACUAGGGGAGAGACGUCUUUUAACGGUGACAUCAAAGCAGAGGGGUUCAUGCAGAAAAAAGAUGACGAUCACGAGCCAAAAUGUGAGAAGUGUCCGCCUGGUACAGAGGAGCCGUCGACCUCCCAGCCUCCAGCUGAGCAGGUGCCAAAGAACAUGACAGACAAACAGGAUGGGUCAAAGGAAAGCUCAGGUGGCGGAAGUGGAGAUGAGAGCACUGACGCAGAUAGCAAUGCAUCGAGUGAAAGUGAGGAUGAUGAUGGAGACAAAGAGGAAGAGGAGAACGAGCCCUUGUCUUUAGAUUGGCCCGAAAGCAGACGAAAGCAGGUCACUUACCUGCUCCUGCUGCCCAUCGUGUUCCCGCUGUGGCUCACGCUGCCUGACGUCCGCAACCCGACAUCCAAGAAAUACUUUGCCUUUACAUUUAUUGGCACAAUCUUGUGGAUUGCAGUUUUCUCCUACCUGAUGGUGUGGUGGGCACAUCAGGUGGGUGAGACGAUAGGUAUCUCGGAGGAAAUCAUGGGUCUCACCAUCUUGGCAGCCGGUACGUCCAUCCCUGACCUCAUUACCAGUGUCAUCGUGGCUCGCAAAGGUCUGGGUGACAUGGCUGUGUCCAGCUCAGUUGGCAGCAACAUCUUUGAUAUCACUAUCGGUCUGCCAGUCCCAUGGCUCUUGUACUCGCUGAUGCACAACGGUCAGCCAGUGACUGUCAGCUCCAACGGCCUGUUCUGCGCCAUUGUGCUCCUCUUUCUUAUGCUACUCUUCGUCAUCAUCUCCAUCGCCACGUGUCACUGGAAGAUGAGCAGAACGCUGGGCCUCACCAUGUUCGCCCUCUACUUUGUGUUCCUCGUCCUCAGUGUCCUACUGGAGGACCGCGUCCUUGUUUGCCCCGUCUCCAUAUAACAUGAUUAUGUCAAAACUGCAUUAGGUCCUUUUUCAUACUAAUUAAGCUACGACCCAAUUUAACAUUGGGUGCAAAGGUGACUCUGAAGGAAACAAAUGUACAGUGGUACCUUGACAAUGAGUUUAAAAGUUACAAGGCUAGCCAUUUAGGAAGGAGAUGAAGGCAGCAAGCUUCACAACAUCUGGCCACAAUCAGUUCACACUGAUUACUUUGCAGUGGAAGUACAAAUGCAAUUGUGGUUUGUGCCAGCAGUUUCUGAUUUUUGUGCAGGUAUUUCACAACAUUUCUUUCUUCUAACAAUGGAAUGGAAAAAAUAUACGUUGGAUUAAAGAACAGGUGUCUAACUCACGGCCCCGGGGACAGAUCCUGCCCGCCACAUCAGGUUUUGGGUCCCUCAAAAGCAAACAGUCAGGUUUCUUGCUAAAAAUACAAAAAUCGCAAAUUGUCUUCAAUUUCACAAAGAUUUGUCUCUAAUUUGUCUUUAAAUGAGAGCAUGUAUGAGAUGAUAGCCUUCCAAGGGUCUUUUUUCAAAGUCUGAAGAUGCAAUGGAUGGUAGCAUUGGGUGCUUUGUUUCCCAUGAUGCAAUCUUACCAAUCAGGCUCUUGUAGAAACCUACAAACUGUAGAAGCAGAAGUUCUAGGCAACAGCAGUCCCAAGAAAGAAUCCCACGAAGCAGCACUAAAAGAAAUAAUAAUACCAACACCAAAAAAAGAGAAUGCUGCAGAAUGUGGCUAUGAUCCUGCUUAUACAUUAUACACGAUGUACCAAAAUCUACCCCCCCCCCCCCCCCAUUCAUUGAGAAGCUAGAAUGGAUUAAUACCAUUUGUGUUGACUUCUCGUAUUCAAGGUACCACUGAACAAUGAAAGUAAAAUUGCCACACAAUCUGUGCAUUGAUUGUUCAAAUAUUCAACAAUUCCGAGGGGGUAGUUACAAGACUAAAAACCAAAACUUUGGUUUGCCCUAAAGUGAAGAACUUUUUUUUCUCAAGUGAUAAUUGCACAUAAUCCAAUUGAUUCCAAUACCCAACGUUAUUAAGGCAUUCACCUAGUGCAGGGGUGUCAAACUCAUUUUUGUCGCAGGCCGCAUCAUAGCCCUAGUUUCCUUUGGCGGGCCAAUAUAAUUGUAAACUGAUACACAGUACAGACGACACAACAAACUAACGAAUGAGUAGUUUUGAUAUCAGACUAAUAAAAAUGCAUCAAAUAUUUUAAAAAGAUUGCUAGCAAUAUCUAUUUUUUUAAUUGAGGACCAUUUGUACUCGAUGCACAAUUUGUCUUGGCGGGCCACACCAAACGAUGUGGCUGGCCAUAUCUGGCCCGCGGGCCUUGAGUUUGACACAGAUGACCUAGUGAGUAUUCUCCAGUGGUUUAAUGCAAGCAAAAAAACAACAGAAAUAGCUCCACAAAAUCAUAAGGUUGUACCUCAGCUGAAGUUCACAAAACGUCUCUGCAAAGAAAACAAAUAUUUUAGCCUUGAACCACUAUGAAUGAGUCUGCCCGUGGGGUGGUAACGCAUUGCUCCCGCCCUGCCAAGCAGUGUCCCCCACCUUGUCCCUCUGAAACAUACCCCUUGGGCUGAUCAGCAGGUGGUCACCCUAGUUAUUUUGGCGAACUUAUUGACAAGUAUCAGCUUGGUUAAACUAAGUUCCCACUGAGCUAUUAGAUUUUCUCUGCUGCUCGCGUCCGCCUCCCUCUUAAAAUGGGCAGUUAAGGCUUUUUUGUAACUGACCGAUACAUCUUCUCAAGGUGCAAUUUACAUAUUACAUACACGUGGACAAAAUUGUUGGUACCCCUUAGUUCAUGAAAGAAAAAGUAAAGUAAAAAUUCUGUAAAAAUUAACCAGUGAAAGUCAGGCAUUGUUUUUAAACCAUGCUUCCACAGAAUUAUUUUUAAAAAAGGAACUCAUGAAACAGGUCUGGACAAAAAUGAUGGUACCCCUGAAAAUGAUAUGACCAAAGGGACAUGUUAAAUCAAGGUUUCCACUAAUUACAACACUGGUGUCAAUUACAAUCAGUCAGUGGGCCUAUAUAUUGGGAUACUGGUAGUCACUGUGCUAUUGGGUGACAUGGUAUGUACGACAGUUAUUUCUGUGAUUAUUCUGGGGUUUCAUUGUAUUAAUUGAGGGGUACUAACAAUAUUUUCCAAAUGCAGCAUUGUUAGAGUUGACAGCCUAAAGGUAUUGUGCUACUGUAUAUAACUUGUGCCAGUGUGGGAAUACAGAUGUAGUUUUGUUGAUAGAAGCUCACAGUUUUGCUGAAAAUUGAUUUUUGUGUCUGUCAUAUGGUGUCUAAAGUAUGGUGUCAUAUUGUCUCGUUAAACAGUUGUUGAACUGAAAUGGAUGCAAAUAGAAAGAAAACAUUUUUUUUUUUAAAACAUUCUGCAAUAAAAAUAUUUUUAACAGCCUCAUCUUUGUUAACU